Molecule: messenger RNA, 1633 nt
Organism: Teleopsis dalmanni
Lineage: Eukaryota; Metazoa; Arthropoda; Insecta; Diptera; Diopsidae
Gene: Rnf146
Product: E3 ubiquitin-protein ligase rnf146
Exons: 4
Coding region: 140-1408 (422 amino acids)
Biological process (GO): ubiquitin-dependent protein catabolic process; Wnt signaling pathway
Cellular component (GO): cytoplasm; nucleus
Molecular function (GO): poly-ADP-D-ribose binding; zinc ion binding; ubiquitin protein ligase activity
Source: RefSeq, a predicted model, not a curated record
AAUUUUGCUUCAAUAAGAAGCAGCGUCUGAAACUGCCUCAGUAAAUAAUUUGUGAAAUAGUUUUUUUUUGUGUGUUUAUUAAAAAAUAUUUUUUCAACAUAUAUUUAAAUAUAAAAAUUAAAAUAAAAAUAAUUUAAAAAUGGAUGAAAGUGCAUUGUCUUCUGAAAAUAUGGAGAAUGAAGAAGAAACGCAGCAUGUAGCAGAAGAAAACCGAGGCAUUGAUUCGAAUUUAUUGGGCGUAAUUAAUGUUGAAGAAUCAGAGACAAUCGUUAUAGACUUAUGUGCAACACCUUCCACCUCAACAUCAACAUCAACACAAAAACCUAUGACUUCACCACAAUCUAGCAGCACAUCAACAGGCGUACAAUCUGGUUCAGUCGAAACAAAUGAAAGUGGUGCCGAAGGGAAUAUAUUGGAAUGUCCCAUAUGUCUACAAUCCUGUAUACACCCAGCACGUCUUCCAUGUGGACAUAUAUUUUGUUUCCUGUGUGUAAAAGGUGUGGCUUAUAAAAAUCGUCGCUGUGCAAUGUGUCGCCGUGAGAUUCCACCAGAGUUCCUUGAUCAUCCACAACUAGUGAAUGGUAUUGAUGAUAUUUGUACUACAAAGAGCACUGAAGAUGGUUACCAAUGGUUCUAUGAAGGUCGCAAUGGUUGGUGGCAGUAUGACGAUCGUACAAGCCAAGAUAUUGAAGAAGCUUACAAGAAAGGUGAAAAAUCCUGUACAGUGAUGGUAGCAGGUUAUGUUUAUAUUGUUGACUUAGUUAACAUGUUGCAACUGCGUCAAAACGAUGCGACACGUUGUAGACGUGUUAAACGUGAUUUGGCAACAAUUCCCAAAAAAGGUGUUGCUGGCCUACGUAUUGAAGGUAACACCGUAACAACAGAUUUCAAUUUUGCAUCACAAGUUAAUCAGGGACGCGAACGAAAUUUAGAUUUAAAUGAAGAUGCUGCACUUGAUUUGGGUCCACCUUUAGGUAUGCGUUUACCGCCAAAUGCUAGUGACUUUAUAUCCACCAUUGCAGCAACUGAUGCAGCUAUACGUAUUGCAAGCGAUAUUAUUGGAUCUACUCUUGCACAUGCUGAUGAAUUUUCACGCGGAGUUGCAGCUAGUUCUUCAAAUAAUGCGGAUAAUUCAAGUGGUGAGAAUAGUAUAAGCUCUAACGGUCUAGUUUCUGCCUCUGUCCCUGUCACAGCAUCAGGUGUAGCACACGGUAGUCGUGAACUGCUUGAUGCAGCUGAAGAUCUUUUGGAUGCUACUCAGAGUGUUAUAUCUGGAGCUGAUCAGGAGACCAUCGAGUUUUUCGAACAAACACUUAACGAUUUCCAUUUUCUGACUUUACGCAACAUCAUUAAUUCUAGUGAUGAAGAUGAGGAUGGGAGUUACGCGCACAGACAUAUACGAUUUUAAAUAUUUCUCUAUUGUUUUUUAAUUAUUUAUGCCAUUUUUAUACAAUAUGUAUGCAGUGUGAAUCAUACAUAUUUUAAUAAAUGUGCAUAGUGAUUGAGAAAUAUAUUACAAUGUUAACAAAUUGUUCAAUAGUAUAAAUUUGACGAUAAUUAAAUCCUCAAAACAAAAAAUGUUCCUCGUAACAAAACACUAAAUUUAUUAAGUUAAAAUAGUAGAAAUAACUAA